AGGAAAGCCCAAAAUGAAUCGCCGACGGAAACAGAGUCCUAUAACUAACUCCGCCGUUGUCUUUAUCAUCAUCUCCGCCGUGAGUUUUUUCGCCGACGAAGUCUCUGCUUUGGGAGUAAACUGGGGAACAAUGGCGACUCAUCAGUUGCCGCCGAAGACGGUGGUGCAGAUGUUUAAAGACAACAACAUAAAGAAAGUGAAGCUGUUUGAUGCCGACACAGAUACGAUGGGAGCACUCGCUGGCUCCGGCAUCGAAGUGAUGGUGGCGAUCCCUAAUGAUCUGCUCGAGGCCAUGGGAAACUAUCAAAGAGCUAAAGAUUGGGUCCAAAGAAACGUCUCUAGAUUCAACUUCAACGAUGGCGUUAAGAUCAAAUAUGUUGCGGUAGGGAACGAGCCAUUUUUGUCAUCAUACAACGGAUCAUACAUAAACCUAACGUACCCAGCACUCUUCAACAUCCAAACCGCUUUAAACGACGCCGGAUACGGUGAUUUCAUCAAAGCCACCGUUCCUUUAAACGCCGACGUUUACAAUUCUCCCCCGGACAAUCAAGUCCCUUCCGCCGGAAGAUUCCGUUCCGACAUUCUCCAAGAAAUGACUCUCAUCGUUAACUUCCUCGCACAGAACAAAGCUCCUUUCACCGUCAACAUUUACCCUUUCUUAAGCCUCUACUUAACCAGCGACUUCCCUUUCGACUACGCCUUUUUUGACGGCCAAAACACCAUCAACGAUAACGGCGUUAUCUACACAAACGUCUUCGACGCUAAUUUCGACACGCUCUUAGCUUCAUUAAACGCGUUGAACCACGGAGACAUGGAAGUAAUCGUCGGAGAAGUUGGUUGGCCUACGGAUGGAGACAAGAACGCAAACGUUCCAAACGCGGAACGGUUCUAUUCCGGUUUGCUUCCUCGGUUAUCCAACAACGUUGGAACCCCAAUGCGUAAAAGUUACAUUGAGGUCUAUCUUUUCGGGUUUAUCGAUGAAGAUGCCAAAAGCGUUGCGCCGGGGAACUUCGAACGUCACUGGGGGAUAUUCAAAUUCGACGGACAAGCAAAGUUCCCGGUUGGGUUUGGUGAUGAGUGGCUUGGUGUUCCUUCUCAUGACACAAUGAGAUUACAUAUGUUCUCUCCUCCAUCUCACUCUAAUCCUUCGAAAAACAUCUCCGUGGCAACGGGUCCUGGAGAAACACAGUUCACUGUGAUUUCUGUUCCUUUGAGCUCUUUAGCAAGAACCUUGGCCAUGGCUUCUAUAGCUGCCUUUGAAGCCGUGUAUGAGCCAAAGCAUGGUUUUAAAUGU
Molecule: messenger RNA, 1294 nt
Organism: Thlaspi arvense
Lineage: Eukaryota; Viridiplantae; Streptophyta; Magnoliopsida; Brassicales; Brassicaceae
Source: the annotation of a GenBank genome assembly